CUCGGACUUUGCCCACCAACUGAAAGGCUGCCCCUGCACGCCAUCGAGGAAAGGCAGCAACACCAAACGACUCUCCCCGCACAUCCCAAACAGUCAGCGGCUGCGUGCAGGGCCAUAACAAUGAAUGCCUCGCAAGCAAAACAGCGCGGCGCGCGCUGCUACGUGGCCAAGGACUAUGCUGGAGCCGUGAGGUGCUUCACAGAGGCGAUCGAGCGCGCCGAUGGCAAUGACAUGGAUUUGCAUCUUUACCACUCGAAUCGGUGCGCCGCGUACCAGCAGCUCGGACGCUGGCGAGAGGCCCUAGACGAUGCCGAGGCGACGGUGCAAAUCUCGCCGACGUGGGCCAAGGGCUGGUCGCGACUGGGUGCUUGCCUCGAGCGCGACCCGCGGCGGCGCGGCGAGGCAGCUGCUGCCUAUGCGCGCGCGGCCGAACUGGACCCGACCGGACGACCGCCGCCGCGGCAAAGCGACGGUCUGGACGCGGUCACGCGGGUCCGGAUCUGGUACGAAGGGCUCGACGGCUUGAACAAAGCAGGCGUAUGGGCCGCGGCGUUGUUCGCGCUCUACUUCCUGUCGAUUAUCAUGGGCGGCUCGCGUCGCGGCUACGCGCCGCCUCGGCGGCGAAACGCCGCCUACGAACGGGAAUACGACGACUAUCGACCUUCCUACUACGGCGGCGGCGGCGGCCAGGGCCUCGGAACGAUGGGCCUCGCGGCACUCAUGCUCGCGGCCUGGAAACUGCCGCCGUACUUUGGGCACCAACCCUUCCUGGGCAUGGGUCCCAUGCAGUUCAUGUGGCUCGUGCAGAUGCUCACGGGGCAGCGGCGCGGCUUCGGGCGUGGUAUUGGGCGCGGUUUUGGGCGGGGGUUCGGGCGGCGGCGGGGGUUCUUCUAA
Molecule: messenger RNA, 894 nt
Organism: Pelagomonas calceolata
Lineage: Eukaryota; Pelagophyceae; Pelagomonadales; Pelagomonadaceae
Source: the annotation of a GenBank genome assembly